CAGGACGGGGGGGAAAUAUUGUACAAUUUGCCAUCUAAUAAGUGGUUAAUCGGUAGUAUUGACAAGCUAGCUACGGUUGUAGAUAAGCGAGGUGGACAUUCGGGACAUCUGUCUUAUUAUAGCUUCCGACAGAAUGUUUUGCCUUGUCGGGAACCGAAUUUAUUUUUCCUGAAGAAUCAGUGUUUUUACUAUAUUGCUAACCGAUAGCCAGAGGUCUCAGGUGGUGGUGUGUAAAGAUUCCCUGUGAAAGAUGAACGGUCUGCCUAUCAGUGAGCUAUGCUGCCUGUUCUGCUGUCCCCCGUGCCCCAGUCGCAUUGCUGCCAAACUGGCUUUUCUGCCUCCUGAGCCGACGUACGCUCUUCUCCCGGACCUGGAGGCCGGGUCGGUGGCCAGCGGAGUGAGCGCGUCAGGCCUUCGAUCCCGCGGCGGUGGAGGAGGAGCGGCGGGCGGGGGCGGCGGUACCAGCGGCGAGAGCCGAUGGAAGCUCCACCUGACGGAACGCGCCGAGUUCCAGUACUCCCAGAGAGAGCUGGAGGGCUCCGAGGUCUUCCUUACGCGCUCCAGCCGUGGAAACCGAGUCGCCUGCAUGUACAUCCGCUGUGCUCCCGCUGCCAGGUACACUGUGCUGUUCUCUCACGGUAACGCGGUGGACCUGGGCCAGAUGAGCAGCUUCUACAUCGGCCUGGGCACGCGCAUCAACUGCAACAUCUUCUCCUACGACUACUCGGGCUACGGGGUCAGCACGGGCAAGCCGUCCGAGAAGAACCUGUACGCCGACAUCGACGCUGCGUGGCAGGCGCUGCGCACACGGUACGGCAUCAGCCCGGAGAACAUCAUCCUGUACGGGCAGAGCAUCGGCACCGUGCCCACGGUGGACCUGGCGUCGCGGUACGAGUGCGCCGCCGUGGUGCUGCACUCCCCGCUCACCUCCGGCAUGAGGGUGGCCUUCCCCGACACCAAGAAGACCUACUGCUUCGAUGCGUUUCCCAACAUUGAGAAAGUCUCCAAGAUCACGUCGCCCGUGCUGAUCAUCCACGGGACUGAGGACGAGGUGAUCGAUUUCUCUCACGGACUGGCCCUGUUCGAGCGCUGCCCCAAGGCCGUGGAGCCCCUGUGGGUGGAGGGGGCGGGGCACAACGACAUCGAACUGUACAGCCAGUACCUGGAGCGUCUGCGACGCUUCAUUGGCCAGGAGCUGACCGCGCAGCACGCCUGAGCUCCGCCUCCGUCUCUGUCCGCUCGUCUCACUCGCUUCGUCUUUCUCCUUAUCUUUCGUUUUCUCUCCCUCCCUCCCUCCCUCCCUCCCUCCCUCCUCCCCUCAUUCGUCUGUCCGCCCGCAAUGGCGUGAGGAUGGAGAAGUGCGCGCUGGGUCUCUCUCUCCGGCCCGAGGCACCCCUCGUCUGUCCAGCCAUUGUGUGUGUGCGGACGUGUGUGUGUGUGUGAGUGUAUGUGCGCGUGUGUGUGUGUGCGUGCGCAUGCGUGUCCCAGACACAUCUACCGCCUGCCAAGCCUGGAAAACCUCUGGUGUUACAGAGAAACCCUUCCCCCUCUCCCCCUGUUCUGUCCCCUCUUGAGUUCCAACGAGUUUUCACCUCUUUGGGAGCUUCACUAAAGAAGCCCAGCUGCCCGUAUUUGCUCUUUGCAUUUUCACACACAAAAAAAAUUACUUUUUUUCUUUUUCUUUUGUUAUUAUUUUUUAAACGAGGAACAAGACUGACACCUACAUACAUCAUCUCCCUCCCCUCUCUCUGUUUUUGCCUGCCCCCCCCCCC
Molecule: messenger RNA, 1772 nt
Organism: Anguilla anguilla (European eel)
Lineage: Eukaryota; Metazoa; Chordata; Actinopteri; Anguilliformes; Anguillidae
Gene: abhd17ab
Product: abhydrolase domain containing 17A, depalmitoylase b
Exons: 5
Coding region: 251-1216 (321 amino acids)
Biological process (GO): protein depalmitoylation
Cellular component (GO): endosome membrane; plasma membrane
Molecular function (GO): palmitoyl-(protein) hydrolase activity
Source: RefSeq, a predicted model, not a curated record